This is a messenger RNA of Pectinophora gossypiella (pink bollworm), 1752 nucleotides long. RefSeq lists its product as uncharacterized. The transcript has a single exon. The record is from RefSeq and is a predicted model, not a curated record. The coding region runs from base 1 to 1752 and encodes 583 amino acids. NCBI's taxonomy places the organism in Eukaryota, Metazoa, Arthropoda, Insecta, Lepidoptera, Gelechiidae. Gene Ontology annotation, molecular function: nucleic acid binding; RNA-DNA hybrid ribonuclease activity.
AUGGUGAAUGUGAGGUACGGGGGCGCGGAGUACAGUACCAAAACCGAAAAAGGAUGCGUACAGGGGUCAAUCGGUGGUCCCAUAUUAUGGAACCUGCUGCUAGACCCUCUGCUGAAAGGGCUGGAAGAACGAGGACACAAAUGCCAGGCUUUGGCUGACGACGUUGUCCUGGUGUUCGACGGUUGCACAGCGCAGGACAUUGAAAGACAAGCCAAUGCCGCUCUCGGGCAUGUCCGGGCGUGGGGAGUCAUGAACAAGCUAAAAUUUGCACCACACAAAACCAGCGCAAUGCUGAUCACUCGAAAGCUGAAGCAUGACACCCCACGCCUGAGCAUGGGCGGGAUCGACAUUGCCAUGUCUAAACAGAUCAAACUGCUAGGUCUCACCAUUGACAACAAACUCACAUUUAACACUCAUGUCGCCAACGUAUGCUCCAAAGCCGUAAAAGUGUAUAAACAGUUAGCUAGGGCCGCAAGGGUGAGCUGGGGUCUGCAUCCGGAAGUGAUACGAAGCAUAUACACCGCGGUGGUAGAGCCUAUCGUCAUGUACGCGGCAAGCGCAUGGGUGCCGGCGUCCAACAAACUGGGAGUGAGGUCUAAGCUGAACAGUGUUCAGCGAAGCUUCGCCCAGAAGAUGUGUCGUGCAUACCGCACGGUAUCCCUAAACUCGGCACUGGUGUUGGCUGGGAUACUCCCCUUGGACCUGCGUAUACAGGAGGCUGCAUCGUUGUAUGAGGCCCGAAGGGGAGUAUGCCACCCAGCGCUGGCGGGUGGGGAGAUCGAGCGCGUUGCAUCGGCACUCCAGAUGCCGCACCUGGCAGAACGGAGAGCGAUAGAGCUGCGCCACCUGGUAGAUGAGGAACAUUAUCGCGAAAAUUGCGACUUCGAAGUCCGCAUCUUCACGGAUGGCAGCAAGAUUGAGGGAAAAGUCGGAGCCGCACUAUCCAUCUGGACUGGUGCGGCGGAGACGAAAACCCGAAAGCUUGCUCUGCCAUCCUACUGCACCGUCUACCAGGCCGAGCUUCUCGCUCUCUGCGAAGCCACUCGGGAGGCCCUGAAACGUAGAGAGACCAGCUUUGCCAUAUACAGCGACUCUAUGGCAGCCCUCCUCACAGUCGUGAACCCCGAAGCCCUCCACCCUCUUGCCGUGGAAUCCAGAGACGCCCUUUACAACAGUAACAUUCAGAACAAGAGCGUCUCCCUGUUCUGGAUUAAAGCUCACGCGGGGUUGGAGGGUAACGAGAGAGCCGACUCGCUCGCAAAGGAGGCUGCCCUAAAAUCGAAACGCAAGCCGGACUACGAUAUGUACCCGGUAUCAUUCGUCAAGCGCUUUAUCCGAUUGGAUACGCUUGACGAAUGGAACUGGAGAUACAGCACGGGGCACACAGCGUCCACCACCAAGCUGUUCUUCCCGAGUGCGGUUGAGGCGUACAGGACGAUACGCAAGCUGAGCAUCACCAAGGAGUUGACCCAGGCUCUAACGGGGCACGGUGGUUUCUCUGAGUAUUUGACUCGCUUCAAAUGCAAAGAGAACCCAGCGUGCGCCUGCGACCCUAGUAUAGCUGAGACUGUGCCCCACCUUCUUGCGGACUGUCCCAUUCACAGCAAGGACAGAUAUGAACUAGAGCAGAAAAUUGGAUAUAGAGUCGAAAAAGACAACUUCAAUCAAAUUAUAAUAGAUAAAAAGAAUAGCGAAACCUUUGUCAACUUUAUUGUAAAAAUUGUAAAAUUAGCAAAUCAAAGAAACUCCUAG